This is a messenger RNA of Penicillium expansum, 909 nucleotides long. RefSeq names its product alpha/beta hydrolase. The coding region runs from base 1 to 909 and encodes 302 amino acids. Gene Ontology annotation, molecular function: hydrolase activity. Lineage: Eukaryota; Fungi; Ascomycota; Eurotiomycetes; Eurotiales; Aspergillaceae. The record is from RefSeq and is a predicted model, not a curated record. The transcript is spliced from 3 exons.
AUGGAUUCACGAGACUAUGCAUUCAAAGCAUUCGGCGAUGCAAAGCACAUCUACGCCACAGCGCAUUGGGCCAAAUCGCAAACCGAUACACCACUCGGGAUAGCUCUUGCCUUCCAUGGUGGUGGUUUCGUCGUCGGUUCUAGGAAAAUGCUACCAAUGGAGCAAAUAGAAUAUUUGGCCAACGCCGGAUUCGUUGUUGUUUCAGCCGACUAUCGGCUAUGUCCCCAGGUCUCGCUAUACGAAGGACCUAUCCAAGAUGCGAAAGACGUCUAUGCAUGGUGCAAAGAUUGCCUUCCAGGGUUGCUGAAAGAUGAUGCGAGCCUUGACGUGGACCCUUCUCGCACCGUUGUAUUCGGCCAUUCCGCGGGUGGUUGUUUGGCUUUGCAUACGGGUGCUCUUCAAGAUCCUCCACGAGCGAUUCUCAAUUUCUAUGGCGUCAAGUGCACAACAGAUCCUUUCUGGUUUUCGCCUUUGCCGGCUCUUGCGAUGAUUCCAUCACUUGACGAGGAAUUCAUCAAACAGGUGUACAAGGAACCAGUAUCCUCGAACACGAUGCUUUCCCUAGAGCGCGCGACAAACACCAGCAAUCAGCCAAAAACCAAGGGUUUACCUCGUCCUGACCUUUCUGUAGCGAGAAACGCAUGGCUGUUCGUCAGUCUGAAAGAGGGCACACAGCUCCAGGCCAUUGUCCAAGAUGGAGAUUACAAGCGUAUUGACACCGAUGGCAUGGUCAUCCCUAAGUUCAGUAUCGAAGCCAAUGAGAAGCUGAGAAGCCUCGGUGUUGAGACUAAAAUCUUGCUACCCGAGGAAAAGUCUCACGGCUUUGAUGUUGGAGUCGAGGUAGACGAACCAGAGUUUGCUCCUAUUCGUGCAGGUCUUGAUUUCUUGAUCGAACACGCGAAGCUCUAG